Messenger RNA from Salarias fasciatus (jewelled blenny), 1748 nucleotides. RefSeq names its product solute carrier family 35 member D3 (gene slc35d3). Lineage: Eukaryota; Metazoa; Chordata; Actinopteri; Blenniiformes; Blenniidae. The transcript has 4 exons. The coding region runs from base 1 to 1335 and encodes 444 amino acids. The record is from RefSeq and is a predicted model, not a curated record.
AUGGACGUGUUCAAGAGCCGCCUGCUGGGGAUCUCCGUGGCCGUGGCGCACGGCGUGUUCUCCGGAUCCCUGAACAUCCUGCUGAAGUUCCUCAUCACCAGCUACCACUUCGGCUUCCUGACGCUCAUCCAGUUCCUGACCAGCAGCACCGCGGCGCUCACGCUGGAGACGCUCCGGAGGCUGGGGAAGGUCAACAUCCCCCCCUUCAGUGUCCAGCUCUCCAAGGAGUUUGCCUCGGUGUGCGUCCUCUCCACGCUGCAGUCCACCCUCACCCUGUGGUCGCUGCGCGGCCUCAGCCUGCCCAUGUACGUGGUGUUCAAGCGCUGCCUGCCGCUCUUCACGCUCAGCAUCGGCGUGUGCGUGCUCCGGAACGGCGUGCCGUCCAUCGGCGUGGUCGUCGCCGUGCUCAUCACCACCGGGGGAGCCGCGCUGGCCGGUGCCGGAGAUCUCACAGGCGAUCCCUUCGGCUACGUCACUGGUGUCCUGGCGGUGAUCAUCCACGCCUCCUACCUGGUUUUGAUCCAGAAAACCAGCCAUGACAGCGAGUACGGGCCGCUCACAGCACAGUACGCCAUCGCCAUCAUGGCCACACCGGUGCUGUUCGUGUGCUCCAUCAUCUCCUUGGACGCCGUCCACAUGUGGUCGUACGAGGGCUGGAAGGACCCCCACAUCACCGUCAUCUUCGUCCUCUGCAUCUUCAUCGGCUGCGCCAUGAACUUCACCACGCUGCACUGCACCUACAUCAACUCGGCUGUCACCACCAGCUUCGUGGGCGUGGUCAAGAGCAUCGCCACCAUCACGGUGGGCAUGCUGGCGUUCAGCGACGUGGCGCCGACGGGGCUGUUCAUCGGCGGGGUGGUGGUGAACACCGUGGGCUCCAUCACCUACUGCGUCGUCAAGUACUUCGAGACCAAGAAGAAGAGCGCGUACGAGGACCUGGAGGAGGCGGGGAAAGACGGCGGGCUGCCCGGGGAGCCGUACCGAGAGAAGCCGCCGCUGAACGGCAACGGGCCCGGGAACGACUCGGGACUUUCCGAGAACGAGGGACGGUCCGCCGAAGAGACGGGGGAGGACCUGGAGGCGUCUCAGUUGACUAACGGAGGGUUGUGGACCGGAGACGGCGGGCAGGGAGACGCGGAGGGAGGAGUCAAUCCCCGCGUCAUGACGGAGAAGGAGGUGAUGGAGAUGCAGAGGGAGCACCUCCACAAAGAGGGGGGCGCCCCUUCCGGCCAGUCGGCCAGUGACAGCUACCUGGGCGUGUGGAGGUCCAUCAGACACCUGCAGUUCAUGAAGAAGGACCCUUUAAUCGACAACAUGGAGCAGCAGAGUCCGUGAGGGACCUGGACAGACUCUGGAGACGAAGACACAGCAGUGAAGAAGAGUGGAAGGACAGACCGGGCGUCCACCGGGAACCUCUUUCAAUAGCAGUGCUUAACAAAUGCUUGUUGGUCACGUCGACUGCUGCUGCUGCUGCGAUACCUCAGUGAAAGCCUCCGCGCUCACGACUCCGUUUAAUCGCCCCGACUAAAAAGAACAGAAUCGUCAAAAAGCCGGAGACUGAAAGUCUUUUUUUCUUUUAUUUAACGCGUGGAAAGAGAUUCCCGGUGGAGGAGAGUGGAUGAGCGGUUUGCGGGAGAAGCUGCCCGUCGAUGAUAAAUUCUGCUUCUCGUCUAAACUCCGGCUCGACGGAGCGAAGGGAGGACCGGACGGGGCGGCCCGCCGAGGCAAAGCAUGAUUCUGGUUUACAA